UAUACACACAAAAAAUUAUACAAUAAGUUAACAAGUCAAAGCAAAGUCCCAAUAAUAUCAUCCUCAUGUCCAAUUGUCCAUUGUUCCAUCCAGUCACUUGAUUCUACAACAAUCAAACCAUAACAACAACUCAAUCUACCCAACAAAUCCUUCAAAAUCACAAUGUUAUCAUCACAUUUCCCCCAAUUAUCUUCCCUCCACACCCCCAAACCCACCUCCCAUUCUCCACCCCUCAUCAAAACCCCCAAAUUUCUAGGGUUUCAUACCAACAACUCAUAUUACAAAACAAACUCUAACUAUCACAACCUAAUAUGUAAAGGGGUUAGAGAUUCUGCUAAGGAGGUUAAGGUGGGGUUGGAUUUGGACAACGGCGGCGACGGUGGCGGUGGUGGUGGUGGCGACGGCGGAGGUGAUGGAGAGAAGAAGAAAGGUGGGUUUUUGCCGGAUUGGGUGGAUUUUAGUUCGGAUGAUGCGAAAACGGUGUUUGUUGCGCUUGCGGUUUCGCUUGCUUUUCGAUCGUUUGUUGCGGAACCGAGGUUUAUUCCUUCGUUGUCUAUGUAUCCUACGUUUGAUGUGGGUGAUAGACUUGUUGCUGAAAAGGUUAGUUACUAUUUUAGAAAGCCGUGCCCAAACGAUAUUGUGAUUUUUAAAAGCCCUCCAGUCCUCCAAGAAGUAGGAUACACUGAUGAUGAUGUCUUUAUAAAACGAGUUGUUGCGAAGGCAGGAGAUUUAGUUGAGGUACACGACGGGAAGCUAAUUGUAAAUGGGAUAGUCAGAAACGAAGACUUUACUUAUGAAGCACCUAAAUAUGAAAUGACUCCAACUCGUGUACCCGAGAAUUAUGUUUUUGUGAUGGGAGAUAAUCGUAAUAACAGCUAUGAUUCACAUGUUUGGGGACCGUUGCCAUUAAAAAACAUAAUCGGGAGAUCGGUGUUGCGGUAUUGGCCUCCAAUGAGGAUCGGCAGCACGAUUCUGCCAGCUGGCUGUGCAAUCGACAAACCGGAAAAUACUAAUAAUAGUUUAGAAUCACAACAAGAUUCCAGUACAUUAGCAUCUCAAUAGGCAUUUAGGGAUUGAAGGCAUACACCCUUGUUCUUUGACUUUUUUUAGUCAACAUGUAAACUAUAUGUUUAUACAGUUUUUAUAUAUUCAGUCAUCUUGAGGAAAGCAAGGUGACACGUCACACGA
Helianthus annuus (common sunflower) is the source of this 1188-nucleotide messenger RNA. RefSeq names its product chloroplast processing peptidase. Gene Ontology annotation, molecular function: serine-type endopeptidase activity. Gene Ontology annotation, biological process: thylakoid membrane organization. The transcript has 5 exons. The record is from RefSeq and is a predicted model, not a curated record. NCBI's taxonomy places the organism in Eukaryota, Viridiplantae, Streptophyta, Magnoliopsida, Asterales, Asteraceae. Gene Ontology annotation, cellular component: chloroplast thylakoid membrane. The coding region runs from base 163 to 1062 and encodes 299 amino acids.